This is a messenger RNA of Dioscorea cayenensis subsp. rotundata (Guinea yam), 686 nucleotides long. RefSeq names its product histone H3.3. Gene Ontology annotation, molecular function: protein heterodimerization activity; structural constituent of chromatin; DNA binding. The coding region runs from base 92 to 502 and encodes 136 amino acids. The transcript is spliced from 3 exons. Gene Ontology annotation, cellular component: nucleosome. The record is from RefSeq and is a predicted model, not a curated record. NCBI's taxonomy places the organism in Eukaryota, Viridiplantae, Streptophyta, Magnoliopsida, Dioscoreales, Dioscoreaceae.
UCCUUUCUCUCACUAAACACUUUUUCCCAAAAUUUCCAGAUCGGUAGAGGAGAAACCCUAGCCGCAGGUCUUCCAAGCUUCGCCCUCUCCGAUGGCUCGUACCAAGCAGACCGCUCGCAAGUCCACCGGUGGCAAGGCUCCCCGGAAGCAGCUCGCCACCAAGGCGGCGAGGAAGUCGGCUCCGACCACCGGAGGUGUCAAGAAACCUCAUCGCUACCGUCCCGGCACGGUUGCUCUACGUGAGAUCAGGAAGUACCAGAAGAGCACGGAGUUGCUGAUAAGGAAGCUACCUUUCCAGAGGCUCGUGAGGGAAAUCGCGCAAGACUUCAAGACGGAUCUGAGGUUUCAGAGCCAUGCCGUUCUGGCCUUGCAGGAGGCUGCGGAGGCUUACCUCGUCGGGCUGUUCGAAGAUACCAAUCUUUGCGCGAUCCAUGCCAAGCGUGUGACGAUCAUGCCCAAAGAUAUCCAGCUCGCUCGUCGGAUUCGUGGAGAGCGCGCUUAAUUAAGCGUGUAAUCAUCUGAAAUUGUCUACCUGUUACCGUCGUCCAUGAUCCUUAGAUCUGAAAAUUAGGGCCUUUUUUUUUUUUUGUUUUGAAUUGUAGGUUUAGUUUCUUGUAUAUUCUUUAUGUGGGGAUUUAAAAGAACUUAGUUAAUUAAUGGGAAGUUCUCUCUUUUGUGAUGUUUAA